UGGGUCGUUCAAGGUGCAGUUGAUGUGGACAUUGGUGCCAAUCCCUGUAAUGAGGGUGGUGAUCAUGAGGGUGGUGAUCAGGAGGGUGUCGAUGAAGAGGCCGUGAAGGUGAUUGACAUUGUUGACACCUUCCGUCUUCAGGAGCUACCAGCUUUUGAGAGGAAGGAGUUUUGCACUUACAUGAAGCGCUACAUCAAGAACCUCAUUGCCAAGCUUGAAGAUGAGGAACAAGAAUGUUUCAAGAACAACAUUGAGUCGGCCACAAAGUUUCUUCUUAGCAAGCUCGCGGAUUUUCAGUUCUUUGUGGGCGAGAGCAUGCAUGAUGAUGGCAGCCUGGUGUUGGCCUACUACAAGGACGGAGCUGCUGACCCAACUUUCCUCUACUUCGCACAUGGGCUGAAAAAGAUCAACUGCUAAUUACGCUGUAUGCUAAAAUAUAUAUGCAGUCGUCAGUACUAUUGCUCUUGUCUAUGGUUGCCAGCCUACUCUCCAAUGUUGGUGCCGAAACUAUCACAAGUUUAGUGUCUUGAAAACUAUCUGAUAAUUGUGGGAUUUGCUUUGUAUUAAUGGUAAUCGUGAAGUCGCUGUGAUGAUAAUUUUGGGAGCUAUAUUUGGUAGCUGCAUGAAAUAAAAUGGAUGAUUCAGGGGUGUUU
Messenger RNA from Triticum dicoccoides, 653 nucleotides. RefSeq names its product translationally-controlled tumor protein homolog. The record is from RefSeq and is a predicted model, not a curated record. The transcript is spliced from 3 exons. The annotation marks the transcript as partial. Gene Ontology annotation, cellular component: cytoplasm. Lineage: Eukaryota; Viridiplantae; Streptophyta; Magnoliopsida; Poales; Poaceae. Gene Ontology annotation, molecular function: calcium ion binding.